GCCCUAGAGGGGAAGAGCCAGAGAUGGACCUUGUGAGAUUCGCCCGGCUCUUCUCCGGCCCUCGCCCAGUGGGACUGUAUGCCCUUCAGCACCUUGACCCUCUCAGAGCCAAAUGGGCAGGAGGCAGGGAGGGGCCUAAAUGGCUGAGGGCCGCGGGGCUGACACAAGCCUGCAGCAGCUCCCCCUCUCAACUGCCCCUUGGCCAGGGGAACCAGAAGAACAGGAGCAGCGUCAGCUCUGACCUGAGCCAGCCCGGCCCCAUGGCCACUCAGGAGGAAGAGGAAGAGAGCUUUGGGACCCUCUCCAACAAAUAUUCCUCAAGGAGAAUGUUCCAAAAAUCGACAGCCCAGUUGUACAACCUACGGCUCAGGGAACCGAGUGUUGACGAAGAUGAGGAGAGGGACCUGGAGCCAAAGCCAUGGCGGGGCCGGAAAAACACCCCUUACUGGUACUUCUUCCGGUGCAAACACCUGAUCAAAGAAGGAAAGCUGGCAGAGGCCCUGGAGCUGUUUGAGAGGCAGAUGCUGAAGGAGGAGCGACUCCAGCCCCAAUGCAACCCUCAGGUGCUGAUCGGGGCUGUGGCGGCGAUAACUGAAGCCGCGGCCUCUGCCAAUGAUAUGAAAAAGCGGGACCUGGAGCCCUCAGAUGCCACAUAUACGGCCCUGUUCAACGUCUGCGCUGAGUCCCCCUGGAAGGACUCUGCUCUGCAGAGUGCCCUGAAGCUCCGGCAGCAGCUCCAGGCCAGAAACUUCCAGCUCAACUUGAAAACAUACCAUGCACUGCUGAAGAUGGCCGCCAUGUGCGCAGACCUCAGGAUGUGCCUCGAUGUGUUCAAGGAAAUUGUCCAGAAAGGGCAUGCAGUCACCGAGAGGACCUUCAGCUUGCUGCUCAUGGGCUGCAUCCAGGACAAGAAGACGGGUUUUCGAUAUGCCCUGCAGGUGUGGAGGCAGAUGCUGAGUCUGGGGCUGCAGCCAAGCCAGCAUGGCUACAACCUGCUCCUGGGGGCAGCUCGAGACUGCGGCCUGGGGGACCCGGAGGUGGCCUCGGCACUGCUCCUGAGGCCCAGGGAGGAGACAGUCUUGCUCCAGCCCCUGGCAGGUGGGUUUCGGGCAAGGAGGAGAGCCCAGGCCCGGGGGGGCGACGGUAUGUCAGUCAGGCUGGACGUGGAGGCCCUGGAGAGGCAGCUGUUUCUGGAACCUUCUCAGGUGCUUGAGGGCCCUCUGGAGCCUCAGGAAGCCAGAGGCCCCAGCAAGGCCCAGCCCGAAGUGGAAACCAAGACAGAGCCUGACCACAUGGUGGCCCUCACUUCUUUGGCCCCAGAGCCUUCUCCCCGGGGGCCGGAGACCAACCUCCUGACCUUGGGAGCAGUCUCCCCAGCUGUGGUCUCCUUUGGGACUGUGACCACCCCGGCUGACCGGCUAGCCUUGAUGGGGGGCCUGGAGGGCUUCCUGGGCAAGAUGGCAGAGCACGGGCUCCGACCCAACAUCAAAACCCUCACACUGCUUGCUGAGGUGGUGGAGCCCGGGAGUCCCGCGGAGUCCUCACUGCUGACCGUCCUGGACAUGCACCAGGUGGAGGCUGAUGUGACGUUCUUCAACACGCUGAUGAGGAAGAAGAGCAAGCUUGGAGAUCUGGAGGGGGCGAAGGCUCUGCUGCCACUCCUGGCAAAGAGGGGGAUCCUUCCCAACCUGCAGACGUUCUGCAACCUGGCCAUUGGGUGCCACAGGCCAGGGGACGGCCUGCGACUACUCGCAGACAUGAAGAAAUCCCAGAUGACUCCCAACACCCACAUCUACAGCACCCUCAUCAACGCCGCCCUCAAGAGGCUGGACUACACCUAUCUCAUUGACAUCCUGAAGGACAUGAGGCAGAACAGAGUCCCGGUGAAUGAGGUGGUCAUCCGCCAACUGGAGUUUGCAGCCCAGUACCCACCCAGCUUUGAUCGGUACAAAGAGAAAAACACCUACUUGGAGAAGAUUGAUGGCUUCCGAGCUUAUUACAAGCAGUGGCUGAAAGUGAUGCCAGCAGAGGAAACCCCCCACCCGUGGCAGAAGUUCCGGACCAAGCCCAAGGGGAACCAAGACGCCAUCACUGAGGCUGACAUGGACAGAGGCCUUGGAAGCAGGUGA
Messenger RNA from Puma concolor (puma), 2129 nucleotides. Its product is annotated as ATP synthase F(0) complex subunit f, mitochondrial. Gene Ontology annotation, biological process: tRNA 3'-end processing; proton motive force-driven mitochondrial ATP synthesis. The record is from RefSeq and is a predicted model, not a curated record. NCBI's taxonomy places the organism in Eukaryota, Metazoa, Chordata, Mammalia, Carnivora, Felidae. Gene Ontology annotation, cellular component: mitochondrial matrix; proton-transporting ATP synthase complex. Gene Ontology annotation, molecular function: tRNA binding; protein binding; proton-transporting ATP synthase activity, rotational mechanism.